Molecule: messenger RNA, 696 nt
Organism: Saprolegnia parasitica CBS 223.65
Lineage: Eukaryota; Oomycota; Saprolegniomycetes; Saprolegniales; Saprolegniaceae
Exons: 1
Coding region: 1-642 (213 amino acids)
Source: RefSeq, a predicted model, not a curated record
AUGCUGGCGUCGUCCUCGGUCUUCAACCCACUCACGAGCUUUCCGCUCACGCCGAGGAUGCCAUUGACGUCGAUCCAUAUUGAGACCGCGACGGUCUUUUCCUGGACCGGCUUUUUAUGCCCGACUGCGUGGAUCCAUGCGCAAGGUCGGCCCCUCCAUGCCUCGCUUUCGCGAGCGUUUGCCGAGCUUGACGCUGCGAUUGUGAACGUGCUCCUCGAUGCGCAGGCCUACGGCACGGUCUUCGUCCUCGCCGAAGACAACAGUGCGUACAUCGAAUACCUCUGCCGUACCUUCUUUCCUCGGUGCGCGGCGCUCUUCGAGUCGCCCGCCCUCCAGACGCGCAUCCAGCUGCUCUGCGCCGCGACCGACCCCAACACGCAAUGGUACAGCCAAAUGCUGCAUUCGAUCUGCACCACGUCGCCCGCCCUCCGCGGCGCAAGCGUUGUCCUCACCUGCUACGGCCCCGAUGCACUUCGCGCCGCGUGCAUGGAAAACGCAAAGCACUUGGUCAUUUUGCCAAAGACGAUCCGCAGCAACGUCGUGCAGCCGACGCCGGCCCAGGUUUUCGAGCAGCUCUGCCGUGUGCGCACGCACCUCGCGGCGACCGUGACGCACCACUCGGCCAUCGACGUCGUCGUAUAGAUUUGCGACGCGAUUAUUUAAGCCGCUGUAUAACUCCAUUCCAAAAUUCAUUCA